AGGCGGCACUAACUGGCACUGAUAGGUGGCACUGAUUGGCAGCACUGAUAGGUGGCACUGACUGGCACUGAUGGGUGACACUGAAAGGCAGCUCAGAUGGGCACUGAUAUGUGGCAUUGAUGUGGCACUGAAAUGUGGCACUGAUGGGCACUGGAAGGUGGCAUGGAUGAGCACUGAGAGCUGGCACUGAUGGACACUGACAGGGCACACUGAUCAUCAGUGCUCUGAUGAUCUGUCUGUGAUUGGACACAGCUGAUCACAUGACGGAGCCGACAUCU
This is a messenger RNA of Staurois parvus, 278 nucleotides long. Lineage: Eukaryota; Metazoa; Chordata; Amphibia; Anura; Ranidae. The record is from the annotation of a GenBank genome assembly.